This is a messenger RNA of Ilex paraguariensis (yerba mate), 422 nucleotides long. The record is from the annotation of a GenBank genome assembly. Lineage: Eukaryota; Viridiplantae; Streptophyta; Magnoliopsida; Aquifoliales; Aquifoliaceae.
AUGAGCAAAGAAGGAGACUGGAUGUGCGGUUCAUGCCAACACUUGAACUUCAAAAAGCUGGAUUCGUGCCAAAGGUGUAGCUACCCCAGGUAUGGCGGGACUGAUGUGUCAUCAUACGGGAUAAAUCAAACAGAAGUCUUGGCCGGGGACUGGUACUGCACUGUUGUGAACUGUGGAGCACACAAUUAUGCCAAUAGGACAAGCCGCUAUAGGUGUGCUGCAUCAAAAGAUAGUUAUGCAGCGUAUGGGGGUGGCAUGAUGGGAAUGGGAGUUUAUGCAUACGACGCUAGUGUCUCUCUUGGUUGGAAAACUGGUGACUGGAUAUGCAGCAGACUAGGAUAUGGUGUACACAACUAUGCCUGUAGGAUGGAAUGUUUCAAAUGCAAGACACCUAGGGAUUUUGGAGGAACAGUUUGAGGAAG